Messenger RNA from Carcharodon carcharias (great white shark), 776 nucleotides. RefSeq names its product histone H3-like. The record is from RefSeq and is a predicted model, not a curated record. The transcript has 5 exons. Lineage: Eukaryota; Metazoa; Chordata; Chondrichthyes; Lamniformes; Lamnidae. Gene Ontology annotation, molecular function: structural constituent of chromatin; DNA binding; protein heterodimerization activity. Gene Ontology annotation, cellular component: nucleosome. The coding region runs from base 42 to 776 and encodes 244 amino acids.
UUCAUCAUUCUCAGAGUCUGUGUUCCACAGCGUUUGUUAUCAUGGCCAGGACCAAGCAGACAGCGCGCAAGUCGACCGGAGGGAAAGCUCCCCGCAAGCAGCUGGCGACCAAAGCUGCCCGCAAGAGCGCUCCAGCCACGGGCGGCGUGAAGAAGCCCCAUCGCUACAGGCCCGGCACUGUGGCUCUGCGGGAGAUCCGCCGCUACCAGAAAUCCACCGAGCUGCUGAUCCGCAAACUGCCCUUCCAGCGCCUGGUGCGGGAGAUCGCUCAGGACUUCAAGACCGACCUGCGCUUCCAGAGCUCGGCCGUCAUGGCCCUGCAGGAGGCCAGUGAGGCUUACCUGGUGGGGCUCUUUGAGGACACCAACCUGUGCGCCAUCCACGCCAAGCGGGUCACCAUCAUGCCCAAAGACAUCCAGCUGGCGCGCCGUAUCCGAGCAGAGGGCUGCAUGAUUAUUUUAGAUGAGGAAUCAGUACCUUGGCGCUGGUGCACAAGAGGAGAUGGUGGCUCAAUGUUAUAUCAUUAUGAGAUUGCGGGGACCUCCUUCUAUGGAGGGGCUAGUUUUCUGAUUUGCAUGGAGACAAUGGUCAAUAAGCAUCCACUGCAACAGGUGAUUAUCAAUCUAUGCUCAACUGCUCGUUUUCCUGACAACAUGAAACUUGGUGGGAAUGUCAGUGGUGAGGAGGAUUCCAAGAGGCUUCAAAGCAAUUUAGACAAGUUGAUUGAGUGGGUCAUUGUCGAUUUUGCUGUGAAGAUGUCAGCCUGUGUUACUUGA